Messenger RNA from Panthera uncia (snow leopard), 4348 nucleotides. It is a transcript of the gene SRPX, whose product is annotated as sushi repeat containing protein X-linked. The transcript is spliced from 10 exons. Bases 2343 to 3704 code for a protein of 453 amino acids. NCBI's taxonomy places the organism in Eukaryota, Metazoa, Chordata, Mammalia, Carnivora, Felidae. The record is from RefSeq and is a predicted model, not a curated record.
AGAGAGAGAGAGAGCGAGCACACAAGCAGGGGAAAGGCGGAGAGAGAGGGAGAUACAGAAUCUGAAGCAGGCUCCAGGCUCUGAACUGUCAGCACAGAACCCAGCGUGGGGCUCAAACCCAUGAGAUAAUGACCUAAGCCGAAGUCGUACACUUAACCGACUGAGCCACCCAGACAUCCCCAGAAUUUUUACAUUUUAGUGUGGUGAAGUGUAGCAGUAUUUUCCUUUAUAGGUUAUUGUUUGUAAGUUUUAAUAGUCUUUCCUUACCUCAUGAUCAUGCAGAUAUUCAGCAUUUUUUUCUCCCAUUUUUGGCUUUCAAAUUUAGGCCUAUAACCUCUCUGGAAAUGUUUUUUUGGUGUGGUGCAAGAUGGGACUCAUUUUUUUCUUCAUAUGCAUAUCCAUUUAAUCUUAGCAUAUUUAUUGACCUUUCCCCCCACUGAUUAGUCCUCCUACCUUAUCAUAUUCCCAAUUUGACCUACAUGGUCAGUAUUAUAUGUAUAUGUGUGUGUAUAUUCAGUUUUAUGCUUCAUUCUGUAUGUAGUUUGCAGUAUUUGCUUUUUUCCUUGGCUGUAUUUCAUACACAUUUCCCUAUUGCAAACUUGAUUAGUGGGUAUAUAAUAGCUUGUUGAUAGAGGAUAACGUGGUUGCUCAUUCCCCUAUUGUCACAUGUUUAAUUUUCCCUCUAAUAAACAAUAUGUGGCAAAUGUGUCUUAAAAUGCUGAUCUACUGGCAAAAUGGGACUGUGCACCCCAGGGUCACCUGCCUCCCCAGUAGGUCUCAGCCUCUUCCCUUCUCUGUGGAGUGUCCUCCCCCACCAUGCAUUUACAUAUCUCAAGUUAUCUGUCAAUGAGCAAGUGUUGUGGUGGUCAUGGAUUGCCCUGACCAGAUCUUCCUUCAAGGAAGGGCCAGUGGUCUCAGCUGGAGGCAAUGCUGGCCUUGGUCAGCCAUAAGCUUUCAACCCCUUCAGAGACUGCCUCAGCUGUUGGGAGUGCUUUGCCCGUGGUCAUGUCCUUCCAACGUGGGCCAUAUCCUAUGGCUGAUGGAGGCAGGAAUGUAAAGGCUCAGCCAUUUAUACCCAACCUGAGAGGGUGUCCUUGGGCUGACAUCAAAGCUCGACUUGUCCCUCUGUCCAAACCUGUUUCCUUCUUAGUCCCUUCACAGGGGUUGAUCCCUAAUAGACCUCCUGUGCGCUAUACGCCAUCUCACAAGCCACUUCCCAGAGAACCCAACCUGUGACAGUUGCCUUCUUUGCUUUGAACCAGGAAUAUAAGUCCACAGCCUCUUACUGCCCAGGUAGAUGAUAUGGAGGCCAGGCUAACUUGGGGGAAGAAGGAAGUGCUCUUAAUAUGAAAUAGAUCUCUUGACACUUUAUAUGAGCUAUGCCAUAUGGGCUUGAAGAAUCCAGCAAUUCUUUGAGGAAUCCAGUUCAACUCUGAAUGUGGAGAGAAAUGGGGGCAGGGUGGGAGGAGAGGGACAGCAGAUUCUUAAACAUUUCUAAUAUAUUCAAAAUGUAUUUUGGAAGCUAAGCUUCUCUGAAUUCUAUGCAUAAUAAAGUUUAUUUUCCAUUGUGAAAGUAAUACAUGUUUAUAGUAGAAAAUUUAGACGGGAAAGAAGAAAAACAUCCAAUUAGCAUAAGGUCUUCUAAGCAUUGUUUAUUUUGAAUUUGGUUGUUUUACAUUGGUAUAAAUCACACCAUUUGUAUAACUUUGCCAUAGCAUAUUGUUUACUUAAUGUUAUAACCUUUUCCCAUGCUGUUGUAUCUUUUUAUAAACAUUAUUUUCAAUGGACCCAUUAUAGUAUAAUCCAAUGAAUAUGCUGUGGUUUAUUUAACCAUAAUAUUGACUAUUUGGUCUGUUUAUAGUCUUCUGCUAUUAUAAGUGACGUUGCAAAGAAAUCUUUGUGUGCAAAUUUUUUUUCCUAUAUUUAAUAUUAUUUCCUUGGGAUAGAUUCCCAGAAGUGGGAUGACUCGAUAAAGGGGUUUGAAUGUAGGCUUUUGAUUCGGGUAGCUAGGUUGCUUUCCUGAAGGGCAAUACUGGUCUUCACGUUCACUUUUUGCUAUUGAGUGAGGAAUAGUUUACGUAACUUUGUACCUGUUUGAGUGGCCAGAAACCUGGAGCAAAGAGAGACACAGAACUGGGCUUCCCUAGGUGGGGGGAGUAGGGGCUUUUUUCAAAUGGACAUGGUCCAGCCUUCAUCACCUUCCCACUUUCAAUUUCCAUGCUCUCUCUCAUCCAGAAUAUAAGUAGAGCAGGGACCAUGACUCAUUCACUUAUCCUGUGUGGGGAUUUGAAAAGCCUCAUGAUAGAGAGUGUGCUUGCCCUUGCCCUUGUCCCUCUAGGUAAAUGUGUGACCAUGAUGGUGCUAACUCCAUGGUCAGUGAUCAGACCAGGAAGUCUAAAGGGAAAGGAUCUGGAGACUCACCGCUAGAAGACGAUGAAGUCGGGUAUUCACACGCUAGAUAUAAAGACACCCCAUGGUGCUCCCCCAUCAAGGUGAAGUAUGGGGAUGUGUACUGCAGGGCCCCUCAAGGAGGAUACUACAAAACAGCCCUGGGAACCAGGUGCGACAUUCGCUGCCGGAAGGGCUAUGAGCUGCAUGGUUCUUCCCAGCUCAUCUGCCAGUCAAACAGGCGCUGGUCCGACAAGGUCAUCUGCAAGCAAAAGCGGUGCCCCGUUCUGGCCAUGCCAGCGAAUGGAGGGUUUAAGUGCGUCGAUGGUGCCUACUUUAACUCCCGGUGUGAGUACUACUGCUCACCAGGAUACACGUUGAAAGGGGAGCGGACGGUCACGUGCAUGGACAACAAGGCCUGGAGCGGCCGCCCAGCCUCCUGUGUCGAUAUAGAACCUCCUAGAAUCAAGUGCCCAAGUGUGAAGGAACGCAUUGCUGAACCCAAUAAGCUGACGGUCCGGGUGUCCUGGGAGACGCCGGAGGGCAGAGACACGGCAGAUGGCAUUCUAACUGAUGUUAUUCUAAAAGGCCUCCCACCAGGCUCAAAUUUUCCAGAAGGAGACCACAAGAUCCAGUACACAGUCUAUGACAGAGCUGAGAACAAGGGCGUUUGCAAAUUUCGAGUUAAAGUAAGAGUCCGCCGCUGUGGCAAACUCAACGCCCCAGAGAACGGUUACAUGAAGUGCUCCAGCGAUGGCGAUAAUUACGGGGCCACCUGUGAGUUCUCCUGCAUCGGUGGCUAUGAGCUACAGGGUAGUCCUGCCCGAGUCUGUCAGUCCAACCUGGCCUGGUCUGGCACGGAGCCCACCUGUGCAGCCAUGAACGUCAACGUGGGUGUCAGAACAGCAGCGGCACUUCUGGACCAGUUUUAUGAGAAAAGGAGACUCCUCAUUGUGUCCACACCCACAGCCCGGAACCUUCUAUACAGGCUGCAGUUGGGAAUGCUGCAGCAAGCACAGUGUGGCCUGGAUCUUCGACACAUCACCGUGGUCGAGCUGGUAGGUGUGUUCCCGACCCUCAUCGGCAGGAUAGGAGCAAAGAUUAUGCCUCCAGCCCUAGCUCUGCAGCUCAGGUUGUUGCUGCGAAUCCCACUCUAUUCCUUCAGUAUGGUGCUAGUGGAUAAGCAUGGCAUGGACAAGGAGCGCUAUGUCUCCCUGGUGAUGCCUGUGGCCCUCUUCAACCUGAUUGAUACUUUCCCCUUGAGAAAAGAGGAGAUGGUCCUGCAGGCUGAAAUGGGCCAGACCUGCAACACCUGAUGCCAUGGCUCUUCUCUUCGCAGUUCCUCUGGUCGUCCAACAGAGUGCCAUGCACACGGAAAGGCCUUAAAAGUAUCCUUGAUGUACAGAUUUUUAUUUGUAAUUUUUAAAGUCUAUUUUAAUAUGAGCUUUCUUUGCACUUAAGAAUUACCAUGAUGCUUUUUGUACUUGGAAGUGUACCAAAAAAUUAUGAAUAUGAUAUUUACUCUUUCUCUUUAUUCCAUCAUGGCUGGUUGAUUUUAUAGAGAAAUUAGAAACCACAACCAUACACAUGCUUUCAAUGUGUUAUUCAGUGUAACACAUAACUUACUUCUAUUUUGUUUUUUUUAUAUAAAACUUAUAUGAAUAAAAUAUUUUGGAGCAAAUUUAUUAAAACUCAUUUUGUAUUUCAAGCACAAGCCAUACUUGCUCAAUGUGGUCAGGGGUUUGAGGGCUGGGCUUCUUAGUGGUGCUUCAGGAAGGGAAAACUGGAAACUGUAAUUACUUUUGUCAGGAGGUGCUCAGCUGAGCUGGGAGAACUGUGCUUUAACGUGAUAGCAUAGCUGAUUGAAGCAACAAGCCAAAAAUUAAAGAGUUAAGCCCUUAAUCACUAGCUGUGAUGACAUAAACAGGAGGCUAAAACCAGAGGAAGCACCAAUUCUGCC